UUGAUUGAUGAAUUUUUGCAGAACAAAUGUGAAGGUUUGAUGAUCAAAACAUUGGAUAAUGAAGCAACUUAUGAGAUUUCGAGAAGAUCAAGAAGUUGGCUGAAAAUGAAGAAAGAUUAUGUUGAUGGAGUUGGAGAUACUUUGGAUUUAGUUGUGAUGGGCGCUUAUUUUGGUGUUGGAAAAAGAACUGGUGUUUAUGGUGGAUAUUUAUUAGGUUGUUAUAAUCCAACCACAGAAGAAUAUGAAAGUGUUUGUAAAAUCGGAACCGGAUUCACUGACGAAGAUUUGGCUGAACAAUAUAAGAUUUUGCAAGAUAAAAAAGUCAACAAAGUUCCAUCAUAUUAUCAAUUUGAUGCAACUUUGAAACCGGAUGAUAUUUUUGAGCCAAGCAUUGUUUUUGAAGUCAAAUGCGCGGAUAUCACAAUUUCGCCACGUCAUAAAGCAGCCAGUGGAUUGACUGAAGAUGGAAGGGGAAUUUCAUUGAGAUUCCCAAGAUUUUUGAGAAUUCGCGAUGAUAAAAAUGCGGAAGAUGCGACAUCUUCGGAACAAGUUUUGGAAAUGUAUAAUAGUCAAGAAGCAAUUGCAAAUCAAAAAAUUGAAGGAAAAGAUGAAGAAGAAGAAGGAAAUGAGGAAGAAGAUUAUGAAGAAGCUGAAAAUGAUAAGACUAAAAUUGAGGAAAAAGAGGAUGUGAAGAAUAUUUCAACUGGUUCAGCUGGAAGCGCAAAAGAAAAUGAAAAGGUGAGUGAAUUUGAAAGAAAAGGGGAUUUAAAUUAUCAAAAUGUUGGAAAUUACGAAACGCGAACUUUCACGUGGAAAUUUUAAAAAUCGACAACAGCGGUGUUUGCACACAUUUUGUUCUCACACAUCUCUCGCACUCUCCUCGUUUGCCACGCUCUAUUUUUUUAUUCUGAAGAAAAUAUAUUCGGUAUCAAAGGCGCAUGUGUUUUUAAUUUCAAUUGGUCUCGCAGCGGAGGCUAACUUUUUUCCGAGGACCCCUGAAAAUUCCAAAUAAAGUCAUUCGCACAGAUCUCGAUACGCUGAUUUUCACAAUGUACUCAGGGAAUCACGGGCGAGAUCUCCGCGAUUUGCGGGUCGAAAAACCCCGCGAAUUCGCCGCGAACGCGCUUUUUUGUCUGCUGCGCGAUGAAAAUUCCACAAAUUUCUUUUUUUUUCAAACGUUUCUGAUAAUUUAUUCUUAUCGAUUUUUUUUAAUUAAAAUUGUUUAUCUUCGAGCUCUAUUUUCAAAGUUUUGAAAUUUCAACUGGAAAAUUCAUCUAUCUUAAACAAAUGUUUUCUCAGAAACUCGCUUCUUCACCUGCCAAAAAAACUUCACCGAAAAAAGAAGUUCAAAAAACACCAACACCUAAGAAAUCACCGAAAAAAGACGUUUCUUCAUCACCUGCCAAAAAACCUGCUGCAAUUUUCAACACCAAGAAAUCUUCCGCAACCAAAAAACCAAAAGAUGAGUUUGAAGAAAGUUCUGAUAAUAAUUCUGAUCAAGAAGAAGAGGAAAUCAAGAAAUCAGAACCAAAAAGAAAAAGAUCAAGAAUUGCAAUCGAUUCGGAUGACGAAUAA
Molecule: messenger RNA, 1575 nt
Organism: Caenorhabditis angaria
Lineage: Eukaryota; Metazoa; Nematoda; Chromadorea; Rhabditida; Rhabditidae
Source: the annotation of a GenBank genome assembly